Lepus europaeus (European hare) is the source of this 3220-nucleotide messenger RNA. RefSeq names its product mediator of RNA polymerase II transcription subunit 25. The coding region runs from base 37 to 2424 and encodes 795 amino acids. Gene Ontology annotation, cellular component: transcription regulator complex; mediator complex. The transcript has 18 exons. Lineage: Eukaryota; Metazoa; Chordata; Mammalia; Lagomorpha; Leporidae. The record is from RefSeq and is a predicted model, not a curated record. Gene Ontology annotation, biological process: positive regulation of transcription by RNA polymerase II.
GCGGCGGCGGCGGCGGCGGCCUGUUCCGCGCGGGGCAUGGUCCCCGGGUCGGAGGGCCCGGCCCGAGCCGGGGGCCUGGUGGCCGACGUGGUGUUCGUCAUCGAGGGCACGGCCAACCUGGGGCCCUACUUCGAGGCGCUCCGCAAGCACUACCUGCUGCCGGCCAUCGAGUACUUCAACGGCGGGCCGCCCGCCGAGACGGACUUCGGCGGAGACUAUGGAGGGACCCAGUACAGCCUCGUGGUGUUCAACACCGUGGACUGCGCCCCCGAGUCGUACGUGCAGUGUCACGCGCCCACCAGCAGCGCCUACGAGUUCGUCAGCUGGCUGGACGGCAUCAAGUUCAUGGGCGGGGGCGGUGAGAGCUGCAGCCUCAUCGCCGAAGGCCUCAGCACGGCCCUGCAGCUGUUCGACGACUUCAAGAAGAUGCGGGAGCAGAUCGGCCAGACGCACCGAGUGUGCCUGCUGAUCUGCAACUCCCCCCCGUACCUGCUGCCCGCCGUGGAGAGCACCACGUACUCCGGCUGCACGACCGACAGCCUGGUGCAGAAGAUCGGGGAGCAGGGCAUCCACUUCUCUGUCGUGUCCCCCCGCAAGCUGCCUGCGCUGCGACUUCUAUUUGAGAAGGCGGCGCCCCCGUCCUUGCUGGAGCCACUGCAGCCUCCGGCCGACGUGAGCCAGGACCCGAGGCACAUGGUGCUGGUGCGGGGCCUCGUGCUGCCUGUUGGGGGUGGCUCGGCGCCAGGCCCCCUGCAGCCAAAGCAGCCGGUCCCGCUGCCUCCCGCUCCGUCCUCCGGUGCCGCGCUCUCAGCAGCCCCCCAGCAGCCUCUGCCGCCCGUGCCGCCGCAGUACCAGGUCCCUGGGAACUUGAGUGCAGCUCAGGUUGCCGCCCAGAACGCCGUGGAGGCCGCCAAGAACCAGAAGGCUGGCCUGGGCCCCCGCUUCUCGCCCAUCAACCCUCUCCAGCAAGCUGCCUCGGGAGUGGGUCCCCCCUUCAGCCAGGCCGCUGCUCCCCCACUCCCUCCAGGACCCCCUGGUGCCCCCAAGCCACCGCCUGCUUCCCAGCCUAGCCUGGUCUCCACUGUGGCCCCUGGCCCGGGGCUGGCGCCCUCUGCCCAGCCUGGGGCACCGUCCAUGGCCGGCACAGUGGCCCCUGGAGGGGUGAGCGGCCCCUCCCCGGCCCAGCUGGGGACCCCAGCCCUCGGCGGGCAGCAGUCGGUUUCCAACAAGCUCCUGGCCUGGAGCGGGGUCCUUGAGUGGCAGGAGAAACCCAAACCCGCCUCGGUGGACGCCAACACGAAGUUGACGCGGUCCCUGCCCUGCCAGGUCUACGUGAAUCACGGGGAGAACCUGAAGACCGAGCAGUGGCCUCAGAAGCUGAUCAUGCAGCUCAUCCCCCAGCAGCUGCUGACCACCCUGGGCCCGCUGUUCCGGAACUCGAGGAUGGUGCAGUUCCACUUCACCAACAAGGACCUGGAGUCCCUGAAGGGGCUCUACCGCAUCAUGGGCAACGGCUUCGCCGGCUGCGUGCACUUCCCCCACACGGCCCCGUGCGAGGUGCGCGUGCUCAUGCUGCUGUACUCGUCCAAGAAGAAGAUCUUCAUGGGCCUCAUCCCCUACGACCAGAGCGGCUUCGUCAACGGCAUCCGGCAGGUCAUCACCAACCACAAGCAGGUGCAGCAGCAGAAGCUGGAGCAGCAGCGAGGGAUGGGGGCACAGCAGGCACCCCCAGGGCUGGGCCCCAUCCUGGAGGACCAGGCGAGGCCCUCGCAGAAUCUGCUCCAGCUCCGCCCACCGCAGCCCCAGCCUCAGGGCACCGUGGGGGCCUCUGGAGCCACGGGGCAGCCCCAGCCCCAGGGUACUUCCCAGACCCCCCCGGGGGCCCCCCAGGGUCCUCCUGGAGCAGCGCCCGGCCCGCCCCCUCCUGGACCCAUCCUGCGGCCCCAGAACCCUGGAGCCAACCCCCAACUGCGAAGCCUCCUCCUCAACCCUCCCCCGCCCCAGACGGGGGUGCCCCCACCCCAGGCCUCCCUCCACCACCUCCAGCCACCAGGGGCUCCCACGCUGCUGCCCCCACCGCACCAGGGCCUGGGGCAGCCCCAGCUGGGACCCCCGCUCCUGCACCCGCCACCCACUCAGUCGUGGCCGGCACAGCUUCCCCCGCGGGCUCCACUGCCAGCGGCAAAGCGAAAGCGAGAAGGCGAGGGCCGCGUGUUUCGAGAGAAGUGGGAGCGAGACUAUUUCUUUGUGGAGGUGAAGAGCCUGCCUACGUGCUUAAUAUGCAAAAAAAUCGUGUCUGUGCUGAAAGAGUACAACCUGAAGCGCCAUUACGAGUCCAAACACAGCAAGAGCUACGACCAGUACACGGCGCAGACGCGCGAGGCCGUGCUCAACGAGCUGAAGAAGGGGCUCGAGUGCCAGUAGGCGUCCCCGGCCGCGACCGCCACGGCACCGCCCGGGCCACUUUAUUUAUUCGCGGUGUGGAGCGCGUUGGUGUUGGUGGGACCCUGGAGGUCAGACGCCGCCCCAGGCGGGCCCCGGCCGGGAAGUGACUUUGGUGUCUUGAAGAUGGCAAGUACCGUGGACUGGCCCGGGGUCUCCAGCACAGCCACGGUGGUGGCAGUGACCUGUGCGAGCCACCAGGAUGCCUGGGUCCCAGGACAGAACUCGGGCCCUCGCGCCCCGGACACCUCGACACCGCCCCGGGCGCCGGCGGGUGUCCCCUGAGCUGCUGAAGUCCACUGAGCUGGUUCAUGACCACCCGGGGCCCCCCCCUCAGGAGCGCAGUCGGGGUCCCGGCUCCUGUGACCACUGCUUUCUGUAAGGACGUCACACGCAGCGACUUGAAUGUGUCCUCACGUUUGCCCCGGCCAGCAACGCCGCGACAGCCGACGGCGGGGACGCCCGGACGUGGGGAGCCCGCUGAGCACCGGCCGCUGCCCUCGCUUCUGCCGCCCAGCGCUCAGGGGCCUGAGCCCCGGGCCGCUCCCCGCGCCAGGGGCCGAGGGGCCGAGGCGGAGCCCGGGCCCGCACCAGCCUUCGGCUUCAAGUCAGAGGAGCAAGAGAAUUAUGGAAGAGAAGACAAUUUUAAUAAGUAAAUCUCUCUAUUUUUCGAUCUGUAUUUUUUCAAUCUUGAACUGCGCACCUAGGCCGCAGUGCCCUGCGUGUUUGUAUUCUGUCCAUGCGUUGGCCACCGUUCAGUAAAGAUACCAUUUGAUUA